Penicillium soppii is the source of this 951-nucleotide messenger RNA. RefSeq lists its product as uncharacterized. The annotation marks the transcript as partial. The record is from RefSeq and is a predicted model, not a curated record. The transcript is spliced from 3 exons. Lineage: Eukaryota; Fungi; Ascomycota; Eurotiomycetes; Eurotiales; Aspergillaceae.
CCAGUCUCAAAAAUCACAUUGAAAGAACACUCACUCGAAGAUGUCAUCGCAGAGUUCUUCGCCCAAACCACAGUAACUCAAUUGGAAUGCAAUGCUCGAGCUGAAAAGCUUGUCGGCGGUGAUGUAACAUUUGUACCCAUGCAAGGCAGCAGCAGUUACACUUUGUAUGCUGGCGAGAAGAACGAGUUUGUCGUCCAGUUCCGCCUCAAACCGCUAUCACUGGAAUUGGAAACAAUCGCUCUUGCCGGUCAGAUCCUCGGUGCAUUGGUUCCACGGACUAAAUUCCAUGGUCAGAUGGGAGAUGCGGUUGAUGGAAAAGAAGUUCUUAUAAACUUGAUAUCGGAUAUGGCGAAGCUCGUUUUCGCUCCGGCAUGGAAACAUCCAUUGAAAGUCGAUAAAGGAAUAUGGGAAAGUCUGCGUCAAGAAUAUGAGAUAGAUCUCAAGCGCCUCCUUGACGCCUUGCCCACUCGAUUCCACUCCAUUAUCCAACGGUGCCUUGACUCAUUGCCUGAUAUCAUGUCUUUGCCCAUGGUCCUUCUCCAUGGCCUUUUGGGAAUAUGCAAAGUAAUGGUCGAUGAAAAGUCCAAUCACCUAACUGGAGUUGUAGGUUGGUCCCUGGCCAAAAUUGGUCCAUUCGGGCUCAAUCUUCACUUUCUCGAAGAGACUAUGGGCGACCUUCACUACACGGAAGGUUGGACUAGAUACGAUGACUACGAAGCCCUCGAUAAGACCUUCUGGGACACUCUCAAGAAGGAAGCUGGGCUCAGUGAAAAAGAUAUCCCGGUCAUCAAGUUAGCUAUGAGUGCCGGUCUUUUGCUGUCCUGGGCUUUCACACCUAGACUUCCUACCUUCCCUCCUCCGGAGCCUCUCAAGGAUGAUGCUUCUGGUGCCUACAAAUUUCUGACUCUGGAUGCACAUCUCAUUAACCCGGCAACGAGGUUCAUCGAUUAG